Messenger RNA from Cryptomeria japonica (Japanese cedar), 2199 nucleotides. RefSeq lists its product as uncharacterized. The coding region runs from base 46 to 1956 and encodes 636 amino acids. Gene Ontology annotation, molecular function: ATP binding; protein kinase activity. Lineage: Eukaryota; Viridiplantae; Streptophyta; Pinopsida; Cupressales; Cupressaceae. The transcript has 2 exons. The record is from RefSeq and is a predicted model, not a curated record. Gene Ontology annotation, biological process: regulation of mRNA processing; spliceosomal complex assembly; protein phosphorylation.
UGGAAAAAUUUUAAAAAUGUAGUGAAGGUGUCCCGUGGGCGUUCCAUGUUACAUUACCAUUCUUGGCGCCAAACCCACAUUUACUUAAGCCCAUCAAUUUGUAGAAGAAUGAAGAAAGUAGCAGAAGGAAAACAGGGAAUGGAGAGCAGGAAAACAGAGGAGGAGGGCGCCCAAGAUUACAUGCAGGGGGAAUACUACCCUAUUGAUACUUUUGAAUGUUUUAAAAGAAAGCGUUAUAUGGUGCUUUCCAAGCUGGGUCAGGGCUUUUACUCCACUGUUUGGCGUGCUGCGGACACCCAACUCAAGAAAUAUGUGGCGCUCAAGGUACAGAAGAGUGGACAUUAUUUUACAAGAAUAGGCUUCCAUGAGAUUGACAUCCUCGAAGAAUUACAACAAGAUGAUUCGGGUCACAAAAAUAAUGUGGUUAAAUUGCUUGAUGAUUUCAGCCACACUGGACCUAAUGGGCAGCAUGUUUGUAUGGUUUUUGAGCUUUUAGGAGAUAAUUUAUCAAAAUUUCUCAGGAAUAAUAUCCAGAAGCGCAUUCCAUUACCCAUUGUCAAGGAAAUUUGUGUUAAUGUCUUGAAAGCACUUGACUAUUUGCAUGAGAAGUGUAAAAUCAUUCACACAGAUCUCAAACCAGAAAACAUUCUUUUGCUGCGCUGUGAAGAUUCCAUGAAGUCUAUUGCUACUGCUCCAUCCCUGCUUCCUUCUGCAUCAGAUCUUGGUAGGACUGCAACUGAAGGGUUUGAAGAAAACAAGGGGGAAAGAUUUGAGCAAGAGGCCAGAUUAGGAGUGCAAGAUUGUGGAGGUGCAGUUCUGACAGAUUUUUUUCCCAAAUCAAUUUCUGCAGUCGAGGGGUUUAGAGGAAAUCGAAAGACAAAUCUGAAAAAAAUGGCUAGAUUGGGAGGGCAACAACGUGGGGAUGCUGUUCGUUCAGGUUAUUCUUCUGAAUUAAAUCUUGGCAAGACAGGAAUUGAGGGUUUAAGAGGAACUCAGAAGGAAAGAGUAAAGCAACUCACCACAUUAGUAGGGCAAGGUCAUGGUGAGACUACAAUUCAGGGGAAGAUAAUACAAAAUUCCAAAUUAAGAGCACGAGAUUGUGAGAAUAAAGAUUUAGCUCGAGUAUUAGGUCUUGGUGAGACUGCAAUUCAGGGGAAGUUAAAAGCAGAGCAACAGGCCAGAGUAGGAGUUCAACAUAUUGGGGAUGUACUUGUAGCAAAGUGUGAAGAGAUAAAAUCGGAUGUGAAUGCCCAAGCAGAGCAAACACAUAUAUAUGGCAGUCAAAAGAUCCUGGAUUAUGCAAUGGCCGCACACCCAUUACAGCACAAGAGAAAACCCAGAAACAGCAUCCCUUCAGAGAUUCAACAGAAAGUGAUGGGCUCCCUUGGGCUUCAGUGCAAGAUAGCCGAUUUGGGCAAUGCUUGUAGGAAGGGACAGAGCCACAAACACAUAACCAAAAACAUUCGAUCAAGGAAUUACAUGAGUCCAGAGACUCUUCUGCAAUCUAAAAUAUCUACUUCAGCUGACAUAUGGUCAUUUGCCUGCAUUGCUUUUGAACUUGCCACAGGUGAUUUCUUGUUUAAUCCUAGAAGUAGCUGCAACUAUGACAUGGUUGAAGAUCACUUGGCCUUAAUGACAGAGCUUCUUGGUGAGAUGCCGAAGACAGUUGCUCUGGAUGGCAAGCUUUCUCCCAAAUAUUUUGACAAGGAUGGUCAUCUAAAAGGCCACAGGAACUUGCAGCCAUUGUCAUUGGUUGAUGUGCUUAGAAAUAAAUAUGGGUUUGCUGAAAUAGAUGCUAAUGAUUUUAGUGAUUUCCUUGUUCCCCUGUUACACUUUGAACCAGAAAAACGAUCCAGUGCAAGCCAAGCCCUCGUUCACCCCUGGCUUAAUACUGCACCUCAUCUUCAACUAUCAUCAUCUGGACAAACCCAGAAAAAUUAUAAGUUAAAGCAGUAAAGGAGAUAACAUUUUGAAUUGGAAAACAUGGUUAGUCUGCUGGGAAAAUGUUGUAAUUCAAUGUCAGGCCGUUAAAGUGACAUGUGAAGUCAUAUCAAUCUAGACAAACCAGAAAAGUGAUGAGAUUGUUUAAAAAAAUAGGGCAAACAGCAACUUAUGGGAGCAUGCUGCCAAUUGAAUUUUGUUUAAGAAUAUUAUUUAAUCAUUAGAGACAUUAAUAGAGUUCUUUUAAGUUGUUAAUUA